GGGCUCAGUGCUGUGCUGCUCCCGCGGGCGCCUCUACGGUCUGCCUCGCGCCUGGUCUCUCUGCGGUCCGCCUCCAGAUCCACUGAAGAGUUAGCGCCACCCAGCGGAGAUGUCCACAGACGUCUGGGUAGGAACGUGGAGACCCCACCGGCCGAGGGGACCCAUCGCUGCCCUCUACAGCAGCCCUGGACCCAAGUAUGGACUCCCGACAAAUGUUACCAACAACACGAUCCCUCUCGAUUCCGGGCCCCGGCCUACAGCAUAGGCAGCCGACGUUUCCAGAUGCUGGAGAGCUGUUCUCCCGGGCCGGGUUACAUGGUGCCCACCAACAUGACUAUGAGAGGCAAGGAUGGCAUUCCCGCCUACUCCAUCUACGGGCGCCCCAGGGAUGGGGCGACCUUUCGGACGCCGGGGCCAGGUCGCUAUUCUCCGGAGAAAGCCGGGAAGUUGGCUUAUCCGUGUCCCCCAAAUUACUCCAUGGCUUCACGGACAAAGGACUUCCAAAACGAACAGACGCCGGGGCCUGCCGCCUACGGCCUCCCUCCAAUGCUGGGGCCCAAGGUGAUCGGCAAGAGCUCAGCCCCCAAUUACUCCAUGUUUGGACGCAGCGCCAUUGGCAGCUUCUACGAGGACCUCAGCCGGACUCCGGGGCCUUGCAAUUACCGUGUGGUGGAGACCAGCGUCUACAAGAAUCGCCCCCCGCAUUACAGCAUCAUUGCGCGGAACAUGCUUCCGGGGGACACGACCAUCAUUCCGGGCCCCGGGGCCUACAGUCCGGAGAAGCACAAUCCGCUCCGUGGCUUGACCUUUGGGAUCCGCCACUCGGACUACGUGGCUCCUCUCAUUGUGGACGUGGCAGAUUAGGCCACGGCUGGGCGGGCCGGACAAGAAGCCAUUCUUUGCCAAGUCUGGGUCUCUGGUCGAUGCUUUGGGGGGUGGGCGGGAGGUUCCCGUGUGGGGCAGGGAAGGGGGAGUCUUGCUGGGCAGAAGCAUUGGGAGGCUUGGGAGGGUCCUCAGACUAGAAGGAGGGGGGCGACUCAGGGAUCCGCUCCAGUUCCCCUACGAAGUGGGGGGAGGAGGCCCCAAUGUCCAGGGGUGUCCCACUGUUCUGACCGUUUGGCCGGAUUGCUGUGCCAGGCGGACAUUUGGUAUCUGGCCUUUGGAAACCCACCAAUUUUUUUUUUGACCCCUGACAUGAACCAGGGUUCAAAAGAUCAAUCAACCGAUCAGCCUUCUUUGGGGGGGGGGUGUCAAAAAAGUCAAGAUGGCGGCCACCUCGCUGGAAUCAAUGCUGCCCAUAGCUUCAAUUGCAGCACUUUGAUUUGUUUUGCACCCAUUUUAUGGAUUCUUUAAGCGGUCCGUGCCCCAUUCAGUGACUGAAGGGGCAGAUUGCAUGGCCGGCAUAACUGGUACAAAUCACACCACUGCCUGGCAUGGGAAAACUUUGCCGGCUGCGGUUUUCCGACCACUGUGGUUGUGGAAACACAAACUCACACUGACCUGGGGCCAUUCUGCCUCAGCGUCCUGAAGCACCCCGCAAACUAGGAGCCAGGUGUUAGUCUACAGAAGGGGUCUCCAAACCUGCCCACUUUAAGACUUGUGGAAUUAUGGGAUUUGAAGUCCACUAGUCUUAAAAGGGAUGCGGUGGUUCAGUGGCUAAGAUGCUGAGCUUGUCGAUCGAAAGGUCGGCAGUUCAGCAGUUCGAAUCAGGGGUGAAAUCCAGCAGGUUCUGGAUAGCGGUAGCGGAAAUUUUGAGUAGUUUGGAGAACUGGCAAAUACCACCUGUAGCUGGCCCCAGAGUAGGGUGGGAAUGGAAAUUUUGCAAUAUCCUUCCCCUGCCACGCCCACCAAGCCACACCACACCCAACAGGCCACACCCACAGAACCGGUAGUUGAAAAAUUUGGAUUUUACCACUGGUUCGAAUCCCUAGUGCCGCAUAACGGGAUGAGCUCCCGUUACUUGUCCCAGCUUCUGCCAACCUACCAGUUCGAAAGCAGGUAAAAAUACAAGUAGAAAAAUAGGGACCACCUUUGGUGGGAAGGUAACAGCGUUCCGUGAGCCUUUGGCAUUUAGUCAUGCCGGCAACAUGACCAUGGAGACAUCUUCGGACAGUGCUGACUCUUCGGCUUUGAAACGGAGAUAACCAUCGCCCCCUAGAGUCGGGAACGAGUAACACAUAUGUGCGAGGGGAACCUUUACCUUUAGUCUUAAAAGUGACCAUGUUUGGAGGCCCCUGGCUUAGGAAUUCUGGGAUUUGAAGUCCACAAGUCUGAAAAGUUGCCAUGUUUGGAGACCCCCAGCUGAGGAAGUUUGGGAUGUGAAGUCCCCAAAUCAAGAGUGGCUGUGUUUGGUGACCCCUGGUCUAUGGAGCUUAAAAUGACCGGAUCUGGCAUUGCCCUCCAGUGGGCAGACUUUGGGUGUGAAUUGAAGGAUGGUGGGAUGGAGGGACAACAUCUGGCAUGCCAAAGGACGAGAAUAUUUGUAACUGAGGGUUGAACUGUGGGGUCCUUGUUUCUCUCGGAGCUUGUUUGCUUGUUUGCAGAUGUUUCAUGAUCCAACUAGCAGGUAACAUCAUCAGUGCUAGAAGGUGGGACGGGGAGGAGAAACAGGAGGAGGUAGGACUGUGGGGCCCUUGGUGCUCUCUUAUCUGUUACUGUACUUCAUUGCAGUACGUACUUUUAUGAUCCAACGAGGUAACAUCAUCAGGGCUAGAAGAAUUGGAUUAGAAGGCUUCGAAGCACUGAUCAUGUUCCCCUAGCUGGGCCACAAAAUGCCUACAAGAAAACAACCAAGCUCAAGAGAGCAUGGCCGGCUGGGGAAUUUUGGGAGCGGAAGUCCACAAAUCUUAAAAGUUGUCAAGUUUGGAGACACCCCCCCCCGACUGAGGAACUCUGGGAGCUGAAGUCCACAAAUCUUAGCUGCCAAGUUUGGAGACCCCGCUGGCUGAGGAAUUCAGGGAGUUGAAGUCCGCCCGUCUUAAAGUGGCCAAGUUUGGAGACCUCCUGAGACCACCCUCCUUCCAUAGGAGCCUGAAGACCUGACUCUGCCGGUUGGCCCAAGGUGCCCAUGGGGCAGUUCCAUAUGGGAGGGGGCUGCUGAAUUGAUGGCGGAGUCCCCCCCGCUUCCCAUUCUCUGCUUUCCACCCGUCCAUCUUUCCUAGAUGUCAUAUUGAUGUAUUAUUAACAUCAUGUUCUUUUUCAUUGCUUAUUUUUUUACUUCUCUUCUACUUACGUUCUUUUCAUGCCGUCCUUUUCAUUGUUGUAAGCCGCCUGGAGUGGCCCCAUGGCCAGAUAGGCGACAAAUCAAUCAAUCAAACA
Molecule: messenger RNA, 3318 nt
Organism: Ahaetulla prasina
Lineage: Eukaryota; Metazoa; Chordata; Lepidosauria; Squamata; Colubridae
Gene: CIMAP1B
Product: ciliary microtubule associated protein 1B
Exons: 7
Coding region: 198-1022 (274 amino acids)
Cellular component (GO): cytoskeleton
Source: RefSeq, a predicted model, not a curated record